Messenger RNA from Mesorhabditis spiculigera, 885 nucleotides. NCBI's taxonomy places the organism in Eukaryota, Metazoa, Nematoda, Chromadorea, Rhabditida, Rhabditidae. The record is from the annotation of a GenBank genome assembly.
AUGCACGCAGUCCGUCUUGGAAUCGAUCCAGCGAUCCCGCGCCGCCGUCGGCGUACCCGUCGAGCCCUGCUUGUGGAAUCGUUUGCGGCGCUUCAUAUCCACACCAGGCCAUCAUCGAAGUCGACCCGAAAGUUCCGGCCUUUCCAACGCCUUUUGCCUCGAAUCCAACCGCCGCCCGCUUGCAGUAUUUCGUUCCCCACCCAAGCCCCCCGGCUUCGAAUCGACAUAACCACGAAAAUUCGCUUGACAGACUCACGAACUCGAAGCCAGACUUUCCGUCCAACCCAACACCGGGGAGUACGCGUGCUUUGCCGGCCAGACCAAUCUGCUCGCGGAUUGCAGCAGUUGCUUCGGCCUGUGCUGCGUCGCACUCCCCUUUUCCAAGUCCUCCGACUUCGCGACCAACAAGAAUGCCGGCGACCCUGCGAGAACCUGCAGCAGGAUUUCCGUUGCGGCAUUCACACCGGAUUGCGAAAGAAGGGCUUCACCGGUUGCACCGUGUACGACUGUUUCGGUGCGGGACAGAAGGUUUCACAGCAGACCUACGACGGCAUCAGCUGGCGCGAUGCCCCCGGAGACCGCGUCAGACAUGUUCGAAACGUUCCCUGUCGUACGCCAGUUGCACGAACUGCUCUGGUAUCUCGCCGAAGCCCGCUCGCUGAAGCAAACCCACUCGAUACGAAAGGAACUCGACGCUGCACUCGCAGAACGGAAAGCCUGACCAACGGCACGCCUUCGCAGAUUCAAGCCGUCGACGUCUCAGCACACCGAGCGACUGUCAACACACUGCUCUUGCAGACGAGUGACCUUUUCCAGAUCAACGCGGCGGUUGGCGAUUCGGUCUACCACACUCCCGAUUCACUGACCUGCCCCAGCCACUGGGCC